Messenger RNA from Gaeumannomyces tritici R3-111a-1, 300 nucleotides. RefSeq lists its product as hypothetical. Bases 1 to 300 code for a protein of 99 amino acids. NCBI's taxonomy places the organism in Eukaryota, Fungi, Ascomycota, Sordariomycetes, Magnaporthales, Magnaporthaceae. The record is from RefSeq and is a predicted model, not a curated record. The transcript is spliced from 6 exons.
AUGCCCCAUUUGCAAAGGUUUCAAAGGAAAAGCCGUAAGGCACCUUAUUUAUGGCCGAAGCCCGCCACGAUAUUUUCCUUAAAAAGCGUUAGCUACGUGUUGCAAGCCUUUGGUUGGGAAAGCGAGGAGGUCGUUUUAAGCUUAAAAAAAGCUUGUAGCUUUUUAUCGGUAUUAAUAACUUUAAUUAAGGCUAGGUUCCGGUUUGUAACGAUUAACGUUGGUGCAAAGGAAAAGCUUUUUUUAAAAGGCAAAAUCCCGCAUAUAUUAAGCAUGGAAAGGUUAAAUUUAUUUGUUUUGUAA